GGACAUCCUCCCCACUGGUGGUGAUGCAUACCACCGUCUCCGCCGAUCGGGCUUCUGCCAGGAUUGGUUUUUCAGCUACUCAUCUUCGGGCAGGACACCGUUCCGGAGCAUCGCCUCUCCUCUGAGCCCCUCCCGUCAUCGGCUCCUGUCCUCAUCUCUUCGUUCCUUUCUUGCCAUCCCCUCUUGCCUACUCAUUACCAUGUCCGGAGCCACUGUUCCCGGUCAACGCGUUUGCCUCAUCGUCAUUGAUGGCUGGGGCAUCACCCCCGAGACCAAGGGCAAUGCCGUCUACCAUGGCUGCACCGAGGUCAUGGACCGCCUUGCAGCUGAUGGCCAGCAUGUGUCGCUUGCGGCGCACGGUCGUGCUGUUGGUCUCCCCGCUGGGCUGAUGGGCAACAGCGAGGUCGGUCACCUGAACAUCGGCGCCGGGCGUGUUGUCGAGCAGGACAUCGUCCGCAUUGAUGCCGCCCUGCUGGAGGGUGAGUCUGGUCCUGUGGAGGAUAUCCCCAUCGUGCGGGACCUCUUCAACAAGGCGGCCGCUGGCGGGCGGCUGCACUUCCUCGGCCUCGUGUCCGAUGGCGGUGUGCACAGCCAUAUGGCGCAUCUGAAGUCCCUGAUGCUGGCGGCCCAGCGCACCGGCAUUCCGGAGUCCUUCGUGCACUUCUUCGCUGACGGUCGCGACACUGCCCCUACUAGCACCCUCGGUUACACUGAGCAGAUGCUCCAAUUCCUUGCCGAAAACAAGUAUGGUAGCAUUGCCACCAUGACCGGCCGGUACUACGCCAUGGACCGCGACACCCGCUGGGAGCGGACUAAGAUCGCGUACGACAUGCUGGUCGGCGGUAUUGGCGAGGCCAGCACCGACCUCCUCGCCACCAUCAAGGCUCGUUACGACGCCGGCGAGACGGAUGAGUUCCUCAAGCCGAUCAUCCACAACACCGAGGGCCUGAUUCGCGACGGUGACACUAUCCUCAUGUUCAACUACCGCUCGGACCGCAUGCGCCAGCUCGCCCAGGUGUUCAACCCCGAUAACCCGACCCUCCCCUUCGAGUCGGACUUCCCUCGCCCGAAGGACCUGCACAUCAAGACCAUGACCCGCUACCAUGCCCUGCUGGACUACGAUGUUCUCUUCCCCCCGAAGUCCAUGGAUAAUGUCCUUGCUCAGUGGCUCUCCAAGAAGGGCCUCUCCCAGUACCAUGUUGCCGAGACCGAGAAGUAUGCGCAUGUCACAUUCUUCUUCAAUGGCGGUCUGGAGAAGGCUUACGCCGGGGAGGAGCGCAUGAUGGUCCCCUCGCCGAAGGUGGCCACGUACGACCUCCUGCCGGAGAUGAAUGCCCAGGGGGUGGCUGAGGAGGUUGCCGCUGGCGUGCGCUCUGGGAAGCAUGCCUUCGUCAUGUGCAACUUCGCCCCUCCGGACAUGGUCGGCCACACGGGCAACUUUGAUGCUGCGGUGAAGGCCAUUUCUGCCACUGAUGCCGCCAUUGGCCUGAUUUCCCAGGCCUGCCUUGAGGCAGGUUACGUGCUGAUGAUCACCGCCGAUCAUGGCAAUGCUGAGCAGAUGAUCGACUCCGAGACCGGUCAGCCGCACACUGCUCACACUUGCAACCGUGUUCCAUUCAUCAUUCACCCCAAGGUGGCGGAUUUCCUGCCUGAGGACGAGGGGAUGCGUCUGUGUGAUGUGGCUCCAACCAUCCUCCGGGUGAUGGGGCUUGACCAGCCGAGCGAGAUGACCGGCCGCUCGCUUCUCGCCUAGUGCGGCCCCAAAUGGAGCCCACCCAUCCGAAUGCCCCCCCCCCC
This is a messenger RNA of Fonticula alba, 1797 nucleotides long. RefSeq names its product 2,3-bisphosphoglycerate-independent phosphoglycerate mutase. Gene Ontology annotation, molecular function: manganese ion binding. The transcript is spliced from 10 exons. The record is from RefSeq and is a predicted model, not a curated record. The coding region runs from base 200 to 1753 and encodes 517 amino acids. Lineage: Eukaryota; Rotosphaerida; Fonticulaceae. Gene Ontology annotation, biological process: glucose catabolic process. Gene Ontology annotation, cellular component: cytoplasm.